Molecule: messenger RNA, 965 nt
Organism: Candidula unifasciata
Lineage: Eukaryota; Metazoa; Mollusca; Gastropoda; Stylommatophora; Geomitridae
Source: the annotation of a GenBank genome assembly
AAAUGAAGAUCAAACAGCAGUUGGAGAAAAUGAGUUAUCUGAUCAAGCGAUUUCAGAGAGAACUUAGGGAUGUCAAACCGACUCCAGAGUUUGUUGAAAAGUUAAAAAGCAUGAUGGAGGAGAUUGAAGAAGCAAUUCAUUCAUUCAAGGAGCAGCAUCGCAUAAAGUACGAUGAUUUGAUGCGGUCAGAGAAGACAUUAUAUUUAGAAUUACAGCAGUUGGAACGUAAGUUUGAAGCUUGGAAUCAGGCCACAAGAACUGACAAUGUGGCAUCACAAGCAGCAUCUUCAAAAAUUCCAACCAUUGUCAGUGAUAUCUCCAAAGAUUUGCCACCAGAAGUCGUAGCCUUUGAUAAAUUUGUGCAACAAAGUGGAGGACAUCAAGGUGGUUGGGAUGAACAGGAUCAUCAGACCUUCCUGAGAUACAGAAAUAUGUACAAAGGUAGGAUAGUUUUUCUGGACCAUGUGAAACCACUGCUGCCCUUACACACAGAGACUGAGAUCAGGGAACAUGAGGCUUGGUUUCAAGAGUACACAUUUCUCUAUGAGAGCAAGAAAUAUGCAGUCAAGAAAUGGAGAGAAAAGAAAGAGGAAGACAAAGAAGAUGCUAUUUCUCAAGUUCAAAGUCAGUUGGAGUCACAGAAAGAAGAAGACACAAAGAAGCACACUCUUACAGCCGAAGAAAAGGCAGAAAAACUGAACCAAAUCAAUGCUUGGAGAGUACAAAAAGAACUCGAGAAAGCAAUUAAAGAGGAGCGGAAGAUAAGGGAAGAGAUGGAGAAGAAGAAACAGAGAGAGGAAGAUAGAAAACAUCAGCUGGAGACAAAAAGGAAGGUUGAAGAGUUCCAAAAACAGAAGCACAUAGAGGAGGAAGUUCUUGCCAUGAUUAAUGAGGAGAGAAAGCGAGAGGAAAAUGAGAGAAGACGAGAGAUCAUAGCUAAGGAGAUUAGCAGGUUUAGAAACAGG